This is a messenger RNA of Triplophysa dalaica, 4404 nucleotides long. RefSeq names its product protein NLRC3-like. Lineage: Eukaryota; Metazoa; Chordata; Actinopteri; Cypriniformes; Nemacheilidae. Gene Ontology annotation, molecular function: protein binding. The record is from RefSeq and is a predicted model, not a curated record.
AGACAUUAACCACACAAAUAGAUUCAGUGAAGUAUUGCACAAUAGGAUUUAAACCUGUAUCUGAUCAGAAUAUAGAAGAAGUUGUAAUAGUCGAUAAGUGUGUAAGUUGACAGUAUUAUUAUUUAGACCGCUGGACUCCGGAAACACGUGUUCCAAGUCGAAAGUGAAAACGCAUUUCAGGAUGCGCUUGUUUCAUGAACUUUUAAGAGACGAACGAGACAUUUACAAUGAAGAGGAGAUCAGACUUGCCAGAGUUCAGCUGUGUGUCCAUGAAGAGUGACGCGUCUAUGGAUCCUAAAAGAGAUUUUAGAGGUGCAGAGAUGAAACCUCACUUCAGAUCAGAUGAUCAGAUGAGAUCAGAUCCAGAGUUCAGCUGUGUGUCUAUGAAGAGUAACCGGUCUAUGCAUCGACCAUUCAACUUUAAGAGUGGAGAUACAAGACCUGAUGUCAGAACCCAGAUGAAGUUUGAUCCGUCUGAGAAUCAACCACAACACUUCAAUGAAGACAUGAGUCCUGCUUUCAGCCAUGAGUCUAAACCUCCUGAAGUCCUGAACACAUUCAGAUCAAAUCUGAGGAAGAAGUUUGAGUGUUUGUGUGAAGGAACAUCAGAUGAGAGAAACCCAACACUGCUGAAUGAGAUCUUCACAGAACUCUACAUUACAGAGAGUGAAAGUGGAGAGAUCAGUAAUGAACAUGAGGUGAGACAGAUUGAGACACAAUCCAGGAGAACAGCAACAGAGGACACACCAAUCAAAUGCAAUGACAUCUUUAAAGCUUUUCCUGCACAAGACAAACCCAUCAGACAUGUGCUGACAAAGGGAGUCGCUGGCAUUGGAAAAACAGUCUCUGUGCAGAAGUUCAUUCUGGACUGGGCUGAAGGGAAAGAGAAUCAGGACGUCCACCUCAUAUUUCCACUUCCUUUCAGAGAGAUCAAUCUGAUGAAGAACCAAACACUCAGUCUUUUACAUCUUCUUCAUCUUUUCUUCCCAGAGACAAAAGAAAUGGAAAUCUCCAGCGGUGAAUAUAAAGUGUUGUUCAUCUUUGAUGGUUUGGAUGAGUGUCGUGUGUCUCUGGAUUUUCACAGCAGUGUGAGGUUGUGUGAUGUAAGUGAAUCAGCCUCAGUGGAUGUGAUGCUGACAAACCUCAUGAAGGGGAAUCUGCUUCCCUCUGCUCUCAUCUGGAUCACCUCCAGACCAGCAGCAGCUGAUCUCAUCCCCUCUGAGUGUGUUGAUCGAGUCACAGAGGUACGAGGCUUCACUGACAAACAGAAGGAGGAAUACUUCAGCAAAAGAAUCCGUGAUGAGAGUCUGAACAACAGAAUCAUUUCACACCUGAAGUCAUCCAGGAGCCUCUACAUCAUGUGUCACAUCCCAGUGUUCUGCUGGAUUUCAGCCACUGUUCUAGAGAGAAUGUUGUGUGAAGCAGAGAGUGAAGGAGAGAUCCCCAAGACUCUCACUCAAAUGUACACACACUUCCUGAUCAUUCAGACAAACAUCAAACAUCAGAAGGACUAUGAGAAGAAAGUGAAUGAUGAAGACAUGAUCUUCAAACUGGCCAAACUGGCUUUUGAGCAGCUUGUGAAAGGGAACCUGAUCUUCUAUGAUGAGGACCUGAGAGAGUGUGGCAUUGAUGUAGCAGAAGCAUCAGUGUACUUAGAAUUGUGCACUCAGAUAUUCAGAGAGGAGUUUGGCUUGUAUCAGGGAAUUUACUGCUUUGUUCAUCUGAGCGUUCAGGAACAUCUUGCAGCUCUUUAUGCUCACAUUUCCUUCACAAACAACAACAGAAAUGUGUUUGAUCAAAGUCCUGAAAUGACAGAAAACCCCCAUAAAGCUAAAAGUCCAGGUCUGUUUUUAAAGAUUUUUGUCAAAGUGACUCAUAAAUCAUCGGAGCAGGUUUCAUUAUCUGAGCUGCAUCAGAGAGCUGUAGAUGAAGCUUUACAGCGUCAGAAUGGACAUCUGGAUCUUUUUCUUCGUUUUCUUCUGGGUUUGUCUCUGGAGUCUAAUCAGAAUCUUCUAGGAGGUUUGAUGACGCAGACAGUAAGAAGCUCUCACAGCAAUGAGAAAACAGUCGAGUAUAUCAAGAAGAAGAUCAGGAGCACUCGCUCUACAGAGAAAUCCAUCAAUCUGUUUCACUGUCUGAAUGAACUGGGUGAUGGUUCACUAGUGGAGGAAAUCCAACAUCAUCUGAAAUCUGGAACAUUAAGUCGAACCAAACUGUCUUCAUCUCAGUGGUCAGCUGUAGCUUUUGUGUUGUUGACAUCAGAACACGAGCUGAAAGAGUUUAAACUCUAUGAAUAUGUGAAAACAGGAAACAAAGCUGAAAUUCAGAAGGUUAUUAAGAAUCUGCUGCCUGUGAUUCAUGAAUCCAGAUCAGUUCAGUUGUGUGAUUGUAAGAUUACAGAUGAAGGUUGUGUUUCUUUGACUUCAGCUCUGAGAUCAAACCCCUCACACCUGAGACAUCUGGAUCUGUCUGGGGUUCAUCUGAGAGAUUCAGGAGUGAAGCUUAUCUCUACUGUACUGGAGAAUCCUCACUGUAAACUGGAGACACUGAAGUUGAACUGGUGUAUGAUCACAAUUACAGAUGAAGGUUGUGUUGCUCUGACUUCAACACAUGAUGUAGGAAAUUCAGAAGUGAAGCUGAUCUGUGAUGUGCUGGAGAAUCCUCACUGUAAACUGGAGACACUGAAGUUGAGGAGUUGUAAGAUCACAGAUGAAGGUUGUGUUGCUCUGACUUCAGCUCUGAGAUCAAACCCCUCACACCUGAGACAUCUGGAUCUGUCUUAUAAUAAUGUAAAAGAUUCAGGAGUGAAGAUGAUCUCUACUGUACUGGAGAAUCCUCACUGUAAACUGGAGACACUGAAGUUGAGGAGGUGUAAGAUCACAGAUGAAGGUUGUGUUGCUCUGACUUCAGCUCUGAGAUCAAACCCCUUACACCUGAGAAAUCUGGAUCUGUGCUAUAAUAAUGUAGGAGAUUCAGGAGAGAAGCUUCUCUGUGAGCUGAGAGAUGAUCCACAUUAUAAACUAGAGACAGUGAUGCCCCACUGGUGAUGACAGUAAUGUGUGUGUUUAAAGGUGUGUAUGUGAUCUUCAGUAUCUUCUAAUGGACAAUAAGAAGACGACACUAUAGUGACAUCACAGACACACUAACACAAUAACACCUCACACUGAUAACACUGUUUGAAAACAAUCACUACACAUUCAGUUUCAUAGUUCUGUGAUAGUCUUUAUAAAGUGACUUAAAAACUUCUUCAACAAAAGAAAAUGAUGUUCACAAUGUUGUCAGGACAUUAAACACACACAAAUGUUGUGUAAACUCCAGUAGAUUUGAAUCUCAAAUCCAUAUCCAGCUUAACCUUGUGGAAAACCAAAAAACGGAAAGAAAUUAAAGAAAAACCCACGGAAAAUAAAAUAACAUUACUAAUGCAGUAUGUUCCAGUAAGCUAUGUGUAAAAUGUGUAAUAUGUCAAAUUAAGUCAAGUCAUGAUUAAAGGUACCGUAGUUCCCCGCCAAAACGAAAUUUCUGUCAUCAUUUACCAAUGGUUUUGCUUUUGCUUCUGUUGUAUGAAGAAAAAUCAAUGUGGAAAAAUGUUUUUCUCUUACUAACUUUCUUUCAAAUAUCUUUUGUGUUUACACGGUUUGCUAACCCUAACCCACACGUAACAUUUUUUUGCGAACGUGAUCGUAAUUGUGCGUUGGCAUAUGGAACGCCAAGAGGGUCAAAAACGUGCAAAUUUUAACACGUCAAAAUCGUCGCGUGCUCUACGCGCAAACAACGCGUUCUCGACGCGCAAACAAUGCGUACUCUACGCGUGAUGUCAGACGUCAAUUUCGCACGUUUUUGAGCCAUCCGGCCACUUGCCCAGAUUGAACGUGUAAGCGUGAUGAGUUCCCAUUGGCUGCUGAGCGGAAGGGUUAAACCAUUAGUGUAGGCCUAGGCGGGCUGCCUUCCAUUUCUGAUUCCUUGCCAUCACAAUGCACGUAACAUGCGAAAGAUCCAAUUAUCUUUUUAUGUGUCCAUUUAUCUAAUAAGCUAUUAGAUAUAGAUGUUUAUAAUCUUUUUUAUCGUUUAUUGGCCGGUCGUGUUAGUGACUGUUGUGGCAGAGACAAAUUAAUAAAAGACGCCAGUGAUGUAUCAGUUUCAGUGGUGUAGGGCUAUAGACGCUGCCCAUAUUCAUUGUAUUAUGGUGUCUGGGUGAAUGUAGGAUUGAAGCCCUCUCGCCUCGAAGACUAAUUCUUCUGUAACAAAAUGAGUUUUAGAAAACCUCCAUCCACAGUUUUAAGCUCUGUCCAUUAAUACAUAUGUUUAUAAUUUGUUCAUGUUGAAUAAUUUAUAAAAUAUAUUGGUAAUAUUAGGUUUUAUAUUCUUACUAAUUUUCAAACCUUGUCUACGGCCCUUUUUUAUUUA